AUAAAUGCCCUCUAAUACUUUGUUUCUCUCUCUCUCUCACCUUUAAAUAAAUAAAUAUAUAUUUUCAAUUUUUUUUAAGAUUUAAUCAUUUGAAGAAUUUCAUUAUUUUUUAUUUCAAUAGUAUUUUCAGUUGUAUCAUCAGACAGUACAGAGCUGAGAAAAGAAGUGUUGCGUGUUUCGCUGGAGGAUUCUGUUGUGUUGUGGAUUUGAAACUUCUUUCUUCGCUUGUAUACGUAAGUGAUGGGUUUUGAGUGAGUGGAGGUUUAUGGGUCUUGCUGCUCUUGCAUUGGGUUUUUCAAAAGAAGAGAAAGAAUAAGAUAAAGAAAAGGAAAAUGAGAUUGGUUCUUGCAACUAGAUGUCGAUGAAGCAUCUGGGUGUUUUAGUAUGAGAAAACCCAGAUGAGAUUCUUUACAAAAGAUACAUAAUAAUGGCUUAGUAGCCAAGCCAGGCAAUGAGGUGUGUUUGGGGGAUACGAUGCCUUAAUUGAUUUUCUACGCUAGAAAGGUGUAUUAGAGCUUUUUAUAGUUCCAGAAAGCACACGUUUUCAGAGUUGCAACUGUUUUGACUUUUGUUAGUUUAAAUGCUUGGCUGCAAGGUGUUUCUGACAUAUAAGCGUAGGAGGCUGUCAGGUAAUAGACAUGCCCCAGGAAAUGGGCGCCAUAAUUCAGUAUCUGUUCCAAAUGAGAUUCUUGGACACCGUCCAGAUUUGUAUGAUGAAAUGAUAGAUAAGCGCACGUCAGAAGGUCAGAAGGAAAGUUCUGAGCAUAUUUGUCAAGGGAUAAGCUUAUGCUCUACUUGUAUCAAUAAACAAGAUUCUUCAACAUCUUCAUCAGUACAAAUGUCAAGCUUACUUGAGGCAAAGAAAGAUAUUGAAGAAUCUGAUGCUGCAGAGAAGACUUUAAGUUCUGAUAAACUUCUGAUGAAGAGUUCUGAUGAGAGUAUCUCUGAGAAGGACGUAGAUGUACCAUCUUCUGCGGAAGAUUGUUCGCAGAACAAGACAUGUCACACUCCAAUGAGUUCAUCUUCAGAUGUUAUUGCUGACAUUUCUGGCGACAAUCGAUGUUUUGAAGGGAGAUUAGCUUCUAACUUGGUGGGUACUACCGCUAAUAAGAGUAUGGUUUCUGUUGGACUAAAAUCAUCUCUUGAAGUAAAAAGCAGCUUCGAAUCUCAUGAUACCCCAUUAAGGUCAGAGACAUCAAGCUUGGAGAUUGCUGAUUCAGUUGAUAAAGGCAAGUUCAUUUCAAGUACAGGUUCGGCAGAAAAAGCCCCAUCGAUGGCACCAUUGAUUACCUUCAGUCGAAGAUAUAAAAGAAAAAGGAAUGACAGUCCUGAUACACAAGGGAAAUUUUCGCUGGAGGAUAGAAAGCAUUCAGUGGUUAGCAAGUGCAGUAAUUCUGCGUGCGGUGAUACUUCUUCAAGUGAAGCAGCUCAUAGGAAAGGCUGCUCUAUAGAUCAGUCAUCAGAAUUGAAGCCUCCAGCAGGGGUCAAUGAUACAAGUGAUUUAAUUUGCCAAAUUGAGAAUAAAGUACUGGAGGUUGAUUCUACAAGUGCUCAUGCUAUACUAGUUCCAGAGACAGAAGUUUUGAUUCUGGAGAAAGAAAAACUGAACGAGAGAAAAAACACAUCCGAGGGUGACUUGCAUGAAGCUGAAAAAGUUCUCGACCAAAAUGACCAGAUUACAGCUGACUUCCAAGAUCUGCCUAUGGAUUGCUUGGAAAUUUCUUUGCGCAAUGCUGCUGAAGACUCUUCCUUGAAUAAAGUUGUAAGUGCAGGUAAACGACCAGAAAAUGACCAUGCAUGUGAAAGAGAAGCUCCGGAAAUCUUAACUAAGGGUUCGAAAGAAACAGGAGGACUUCAUCCUCUUCUGGACCUGUCUAUUGCUCCUACUGAUUCAAGCGAUACAGGGGAUUGUAAUGUCUACUUGAAGUUGAAAUCCCAAAAGCAAUCAAUGCAUGCUGCAUCAGAAACUUUUUGGGGCUCUUUGGACUCAACUAGCAGAAGUCAUGCUGCUGUUUCGCAUGAAAUAUCUCCUCCAGAAAUCUCAAAUGUCAGAGAUGAGAGAAAUGGGAAAUCUAUAACCCACCAUUCACAUCUGCAUAGAGGUGCAUGUACAUUUGUAAAAGAAGCAAAUGCCGAUUUCCGGGAUAAUGAUAAAUCUUCUCCUCUUACUGUGGACUUUAUGUCAAACAACAAAUGUCUUCAGCUUUUCUCUGAUGAAAGAACUGAUGACAGUUCCCAGUCGGUGAUUAUGCAGCCUGAGGAAACUGCUUGUAUGGUUUCGGAGGAAAGACUAAAUUUUCAGUCUGAAAUGAAAAAUAAUAGAAUGAAAAGAAGAUCUCCACCCUUUCUAUGUCUGUCCUUGCCAACAAAGUCUAAAAUUACUAGAUUUGCCUCCAAAAAUUGUUACACUACGGUCCACUUGUCGAACUCUGAUGGCGAAACCAGACAACUUUCUCAGGAUGUACUGCCUCAAUCUUCAUCAUGCCAUUCAUCCUCUAUUCUGAGACACAAAUUGAUACUUGAUGGCAUUGUAAACAAGGCUAGAGCCUCUAAGGAUAAAUCCAAGCUUCUAACAUCUUUCUGGACUGAAGAAGAGUUGGAUUCUCUUUGGAUUGGUGUAAGGAGAUAUGGAAGGGACAAUUGGGAUGCUAUGCUAAGGGACCCAAGAUUGCAAUUUCAACCAUGCAAGAUGGCAAGGGAGCUUGCAGAGCAGUGGGAAGAGGAACAAUUCAAGCUUAUGAGUGGCACUUUUGCACCACAGUUUCGGCCUUCAAAAGUACAAGGCAUUUCUUCGAGCUUCAACAAUCGGGGUACCACAGGAAUCUUUAAAGAGAAUAUGACAGACGAAACUGAACUCUCCCUCGGGGAUGUAUAUACUCAUAGAGAUCGUUGCAUGCCAAGAAGGUCUAGAUUCAAGUCGUCUUAUGUGCGGAACAAUGACUCUGAAUAUCCACAGGAGCAUGUAAAGAAGCCAACUACAGAUCUCUAUCAAGAUUAUCAAGGGGAAAGUUACGAAGAGGGACCAUUUAAUUGUUUCGGGAGCUGGACUAUGCCAAAAAACCGUUCUUCAUCAACUAAUUAUCCAGCACCUUUCAUGCCAGGGAACGGCAAUCUCCCUCACUGGCUGAGAGAGGCAAUUUUUACUUCACCAAUGCAAACUGAUCUGCCUCUGCCUCCACCUGCCUCACCAUUAGUUCAGUCACAAAUGAUGCAUGUUGCCUGCCCAUAUUUUGAGUUAAACUUGGGAUGGAGAAGUGAAAUGCACCACCAUUUACAGACAUCAGGAAAAGGUCAUCUUCCCAACCAAUUUUCUGGAAUGAGACGUGAGACAGCUGAACCAAGGACUUCUCAUGCUGGUAAGCCAGAUGAAGUGAUUGUUAUCAACAGUGAUGCAUCUUCUGAAGAAACAAUAUCAGAUGAUUGUAGCGCCAGGCCAUAGAAACUGAUUUUGUAGGUGCUGUCUUUAAUUUGUUGGGCAACUUGUAGAAAAGUGGUUUAUUAAUUCGAUGUACAGUCUGUAGUUGACAGUGGAAAUUGGCUUUUUAGUGGUAAUUUGUUUUUAGAAUUAGUUUAAUCUUGUCAAAGACAGAAAUGGACUUACUAGAUAGUUGAAUGUAUAUAGAGAUAAUUGAGUCAUUAUAUGUAUUUUGAAUUCCGGAUUAGUGAAUGAGAUCUCUUAUACAUAUAA
This is a messenger RNA of Humulus lupulus (European hop), 3688 nucleotides long. RefSeq lists its product as uncharacterized. The coding region runs from base 581 to 3439 and encodes 952 amino acids. The record is from RefSeq and is a predicted model, not a curated record. NCBI's taxonomy places the organism in Eukaryota, Viridiplantae, Streptophyta, Magnoliopsida, Rosales, Cannabaceae. The transcript has 8 exons.